UUUUUUUUUUUAAUUUUUAGGGUUUAAGAAAGAGUCUAUUGUCUCGACCAGCUUAACGUCCCAAUUAUAAGCAUUUCCGAACGCGAGAGAAAGCAGACUCCACAAGAACUCCACGCUCCGAAAUCAUUUUUGGUCCGUGAACUUACCAAAUGAGAGGGUUUUGCAAAGGAAAGGGUAAUCGUGUAUUGCUGAGUUUAAUAUCUGCUCUUUCAAGUUCCGGUCCUCAACUUGAUUUCGUGCUUCUGUUUUCCAUGGUGUUUUUAUCAUAUAUGGCGUGCUAGAAAUGAACUUGUUCACCGUGAUGCUGAGUUUGAUUCUGCAAGAAUUAGUGCGGGCGGUUAUGGCGAGUUUUUCAGAGUUCUGGGGGGCGUUGUGUUCGACGAGCUUUUCCUCCGUGUGGCGUGCUGUCUGGCAGCCUUCUCCCUCGGAGUAGGUUGAGAUUCAAUUGUGCUUCUUCGUUCCGAGGAGAUAAAUUGGCUGUGGCAAGAGAUUCAUAUGUGGAGGAAGGUUCAUUCGGUAGUGCUAUGGCCGGAGAGGCAGCGGUGUUUUUCGACUCGCCGUUCAGUGUGCCCUCCGGCUUCGAAUUAACUCGGCAGAGUUUGGUGAUUUAGGGCUCGUUUGUUUUAUGCGUUUUUUAAACCAAUGAUUUUUAUUCUGCAAAAAAUUUGAAUUUUAAAAGGCGGAAUCAAGAAUCAAGCAUGAACUAAAAGGCCCACAUCAAGAUGCUGCUCAAUCAGAUUAGUUUAUGGAAAGUCUGAGAGGCCAAUUUUCUAGUUCAUAAUUUGGCUAAGUGAUGUCUUUCUUCUUGUCUGUAUGGUUGGAUUGUUUUCCUUCCUCCCGCCCUCCCCCUAGCUUUUUCUCUGUUUGUCAGGGGUGUGAUUGUGUGUUUUCUAUUGUUGCGGCUUGUUUCCUUGUUUUGGGUGUUUUCGUGCCCUGUUAAUGAAGUAUCUUUCAUAACUACUAAAAAAAAAAAAAAAAAAAAACAUGAAAGAAGUGAUAUGGCUAGACAAGUAAUUGUGCUUUCUUGAAGGACGUGAUUUUUAAAACCUUUUGUAAUAAAGAUUUUAUUGUCUUUAAAUUGAGUAAAUGGGUAUAAGCAAUUCCUGGUGGGACUUAAAUUGUGUUUACUUGUUUUACAUUUUCAUUCAUCUUCUUUGAAGGCUGUUAUUGAAUGUUCUUGGCAUGCUACUUGUUAAUUGAUGUGCACAAUAUUUUUCAGCAACAAGAAAUGAGUGGCAAGGGAGUACUGGAGCAUACUCUAAAGGAAAUACUGGUUGUGCUUAAACCCAUCAGUAAUGAUUGGCUGGCACGGUUUCAAAUCAUCAAUGAGAUACGGGGAGUUGUAGGAUCUCUGGAAAGCUUGAAAGGUGCAAGUGCAACCGUGGAGCCAUUUGGAUCAUUUUUGACUAACCUCUUUACACGCCGGGGAGACUUGGAUAUUUCUAUUGAAAUAAACAACGGUUUACUUGUUCCGUCUUCUGGAAAGUUGCGCAAACUGAUAGUGCUUAGAGAUCUGAUGAAAACCAUGAGAGAAAGAGGAGGGUGGAAUAAGUUUCAAUUCGUCCCCAGUGCAAGAAUUCCCGUUUUAAAAGUUGAAAGCAAUAUCCGGAAUAUCAUUUGUGACAUUUCAGUUGACAAUCUGCGAGGCCAAAUGAAGUGCAAAAUUGUGCGUUGGAUCUGUGAAAUAGAUCCGCGCUUCCGUGAUAUGAUUUUGCUGGUAAAAGAAUGGGCCAAAGUACACAAUAUUAAUGAUUCAAAAGCCGGGACUCUCAGUUCGUACUCUCUCACUUUGCUUGUGAUCUUCCAUUUUCAGACGUGUCAACCUCCAAUUUUUCCACCUCUGAAGGAUAUAUUUCCGGGAAAUGUUUCUGAUUAUCUUACAGGUUUGAGGGCCGAUACAGAGAGGCAUAUUGCUGAGACUUGUGCUGAAAACAUAUUCAAGUUCAAGUCAGACAGACAGAGAGCAGUUAACCAAAGUUCUUUAUCUGAACUUUACAUUUCGUUCUUUGCAAAGUUUUCAGACAUACGCUCAUGGGCCUCAGAGUUUAUGAUUUGUCCACACACGGGGCAGUGGGAAAAUAGAAAAGGCAAUCGUAAAUGGUUGCAUGAAACUUCUGAAAUACUCAUUGAGGAUCCUUUAGCACGGUCAGAAAAUAGUGCAGGGGGUGUUAAAAUAGGCCAAUUGAUAAGGAUAUCCGAAGCAUUUGAAUCAACUCGUGACAGGUUCAUGUCAGCUAAUUUAAAACCGAGUUCCAUACUUGACAUGCUAGUCCAACAGCAAACCUUCCAAUCCGUGGAUCCAAGACACAACGCCAGUGGAUAUCAGCCAUCUCGUCCGCAGCGGCAAACGACCGACCUGAGUUCCAUACUUGACAUACUAGUCCGACAGCAAAUAUUCCAAUCGGUGGAACCAAGACACAACACCGGUGGAUAUCAGCCAUCUCAUCCGCAGUGGCAAACGACCGAGGACUUGUACUUGCGUAAUGCAUGGAGCAUUGGUGGCAACUACCAACCCUCACAGCCACACGCAGGGCAAAUGGACACCCAAGUUCAAUCUCUGUUGCAGGACAAGAUUUUACAAAGCCUUUACUGCGAUUCAACCACAGCAGGACCUUGUGUUCCAACGUAUCAUGAUCAAGCCAGCAAAUGUGAAGACCAAGAUCUGGGAGAUGGCACUUGUUACGGGUUGUCGCGGAUUAAAUAGUAUAUUUGCUGUCUGUUUUAUUGAAGAGCAAAGUAGCACAAAAAAAUGGCUUAUGCAAUUAUGUUAAUUUAGGCGAAGAACAAGGGCUCGAUGGGUCGAUCUUACAUCUCAUAGAGAGGACUGCAACCAGAAAUGACAAAGGAAAGGGACAACUAACUUUACAGCUUACAGGAAUAGGAAAAAUUUAGCUUGGGUUAGGCAGUUUUAAGUCUCGCGGGUUCGAGUUGAGAACUUGAGUUGAAAGUGAAUUUAUGAGAGAAUAUUGUUGCAAAAAAGUAAAAUUUAUAUUUUUGUGGAAGAAAACCUGUAGUAAAAAAUUUUGAGUUGUAAUUCAAAUUGUGAAACGAACGUGCCUUUAGUUUUGCUAGAAUUUAUGGGGGGCUCUGAUUAUUAUAUCCCUGGAUAUUCCUUUAUCCAGAUGGAUGGUGUUACUUGUUGGACUUGGCACAUUUGAGCAAGACCUCCAAAUUACAGUAAAAGAACUGAGGGGAUCUUUGGCAAAUCACAACUGUGGGGUUGUGAAAUUAAUCUGGGGGAAAAAAAGUAGUGU
Messenger RNA from Morus notabilis, 3254 nucleotides. RefSeq names its product protein HESO1. Gene Ontology annotation, molecular function: RNA uridylyltransferase activity. The record is from RefSeq and is a predicted model, not a curated record. NCBI's taxonomy places the organism in Eukaryota, Viridiplantae, Streptophyta, Magnoliopsida, Rosales, Moraceae. The coding region runs from base 1172 to 2704 and encodes 510 amino acids. The transcript has 9 exons.